AUGGCAAGACGUCAGAGACUGGCUGCACAGGCCGCGGCAGCAUCACUACGCACUUCCACCCCCCUCGUACCCGAUCUUUCUGACGAUGAAAUGGCCGAUGCCCCUCCCUCAGACGUUGCGACACCUCGGGACGAAGAAGAUGAUGGAAACGAUGACCAAGGGGAUGCUGAACCAGAAGAACUCGACGACCGCCCAAUCACUCCAAACCGCGACUCCGAAACCCCUUCUCGAUCUGGCACACCGCGACGGUCUGGCCGGUCAACGUCCUUACUGCCUCGGAAACGUCGGCUAGGAAGGCCUCCAAGGAACAAGCAGGCAGGAUCUGAUGAGGAGAGGAAUGACGUGCCCUCAGACACCGGUACGCCGAGGAGAAGGGGUGGGUUUCGAGGCCACCGAGGGGGACGAUGGGCUAAGCGAGGAGGGGGACCAUCGCAUGUCACUCAAGUUCCUAUCGACAAGGAGGGCAACAUGAUGGAUGUGGUAGAUGACGAGGUCGAUACGCCAGCAGAUCCCGAAGGUGAGAAGAAGGUCGACAAGUUUGGAUACUUACAAGAUGGAAGAGAGUAUCGAGUGCGCACCUUCACUAUUUUAGGGCGAGGCAGACGGCUGUACAUGCUCUCCACUGAACCGGCUCGUUGCAUUGGCUUUCGAGACUCCUAUCUGUUCUUUCAAAAGCAUCGCCUGCUCUACAAGAUCAUUAUUGACGACGAGGAGAAGAGGGAUCUGAUCGAACGCGAUCUCAUACCACAUUCAUACAAAGGUCGCGCGAUUGGUGUGGUAACCGCGCGCUCGGUCUUCCGCGAGUUCGGAGCCAAGAUCAUCAUAGGAGGAAAGAAGGUGGUGGAUGACUACGCCGUACAAGAAACCAGAGCUAGGGGUGAUGUCGAAGGCGAACUUGCCGUGCCUGACGACAGGUUGCCUCUACCGGGAGAGCCAUACAACAGAAACCAAUACGUGGCAUGGCAUGGAGCAAGUGCGGUCUAUCAUUCUGGAGUGCCCUCAGUACCACUGCCGAGCGGCAAGAUAAUUGACGGCAAGAAGCGAAAGGUUGCCGUUACUAGUGAUAACUGGAUGCUGGAGCAUGCUAGAGCGGCCAGUCAAUUCAACAGCAGCUUAACAGCCAUCCGACGGGAGAACAACGAAGGCCUCUACGACAUUCACACAAACACUAUUCAGUGGCCUAGGACAAUGCAACCUACACAUGCACGAUGGGAGAGCGCAGAGCGCGAGAAGAAAGCCCAAGAAUAUUCCGAACAAAAGAAACUCACCAAUGGCGCCAACGGCGACGAACAUGAUGGAGACCAAGAACUCUCCACGAUCUUCCAGCCCCUCAAUCCCGUCUAUCCUCGAAACUUCCUAAUACAAGAUCUCAUCCUAGAAGGAGCACCAGAAUCGAAUGUCGGCCCGCCUGGUCUCGACAAUGAUCCGCAAAGUCUCUCCAGGCUUCCCCACGAUAUCUUGGACGAACUCCCAGCAGACUGCCGCCAGGCCUUUGAAGAGGCCAAGGCAAGGGAGUCAGCGUGGAGAUCACGCUGGGAUACGGAGACGACGGAUGGUAAGCGGGGGAGGUUUAUGCCAACGGUGGAGUGGUUUCCUUGA
Molecule: messenger RNA, 1599 nt
Organism: Endocarpon pusillum Z07020
Lineage: Eukaryota; Fungi; Ascomycota; Eurotiomycetes; Verrucariales; Verrucariaceae
Exons: 3
Coding region: 1-1599 (532 amino acids)
Cellular component (GO): nucleus
Molecular function (GO): chromatin DNA binding
Source: RefSeq, a predicted model, not a curated record